UUGAUGGAGAUAAGAUCGGAAAAUGAAACACGUAGCAGUAGUUGUUAUGCCUUGUGAUGGUUCAACAAUCUGGAUUCAAUUCUCUUUGCUUUCUUGGUUUCAUUCCCUUCCAUUUGAAAACUUCCCAACAUAGCAGUAGAUCACUACACGUGGAAUAAUCCACGCAGUCAGAGAGAGUAGAGAGAGAGAGAAUCAGUAACAAAUGAAAAUGAAACAAAACUAUCUUUAUCGGUUUAUCCAUGGCUGCCGUGACCGGAAAGUCAAAAUGGAACAAACAAGAUAAAGAAAAGAAACCCAUUCCACUCUUUAACCAUUUACUCUAUCACCAUUAGAAAAUAGAAGCCCAUCACGUUUUUACGAUUCCCUCCUUUUCCUGAUUCUUGAUAUUGAUAAAGGUAUUAAAAAAAUUAUAAAAAAAAGAAAAAAAAAUCAAACUUGCUUUGAAGAACUACGAAAUCACAUAGGCGGUGUGCUCCGGGCACCCUUGUUUCUUUAUUAAAGGAAAACCAAUAAUGGGUAUUUGCAAUUUUGUGCAAAGUUUUUAACUUGGAGAAGAGGAAAGUAUUGUGGUGAAGGAACGCAAAAGGGGGAAAUUUUGAAGGAUGAGCGGUGAGGAUGAUGACCCAGAAAGAGCAAGAUUGAGAUUAAAAAGAGAACAAGAAAGAUCGUCGUUGAAUUCAAAGCUAGUGAACUUUCACCGUGAUCUCAUGGCUGGGGCGGUGAUGGGUGGGGUGGUUCACACCAUUGUGGCCCCUAUUGAGAGGGCCAAGCUUCUUCUGCAGACGCAAGAGAGCAAUUUGGCUAUUGUUUCGAGCGGGCGUCGAAGAUUCAAGGGCAUGUUUGAUUGCAUACUCCGCACUGUUAGAGAAGAAGGCGUUCUCUCUUUGUGGCGUGGUAAUGGCAGCAGUGUUCUUCGCUAUUAUCCUUCCGUUGCACUCAAUUUCUCUCUCAAGGAUCUAUACAGGUGCAUGUUAAGAGGUGGAAACUCUCAUGACAGUACUAUCUUCUCCGGUGCAUCUGCCAAUUUUGUCGCUGGUGCUGCGGCCGGUUGUACAGCACUUAUCUUAGUCUACCCCCUUGACAUUGCACAUACCCGCCUUGCUGCUGACAUCGGAAGGAAAGAUGCACGUCAGUUUCGCGGCAUCUACCAUUUCCUGGCUACCAUAUUUGAAAAGGACGGGAUCCGGGGGAUUUACAGGGGCCUUCCUGCAUCCCUACAAGGAAUGGUGGUCCACAGGGGCCUUUACUUUGGAGGCUUUGAUACAAUAAAAGAGAUUCUAUCCGAAGAAGAAUCCAAGCCGGAGAUUGCUCUGUGGAAGCGCUGGUUGGUAGCUCAGGCAGUCACAACCUCGGCAGGGUUGAUAUCUUACCCAUUAGACACGGUUCGCAGGAGGAUGAUGAUGCAGUCGGGGAUGGAACGGCCGGUGUACCACAGCACCCUUGAUUGCUGGAGGAAGAUCUAUAGGACAGAGGGGUUGGCUUCAUUCUACCGCGGCACGGUUUCAAAUGUGUUUAGAAGCACAGGUGCUGCAGCUAUCUUAGUCUUGUAUGAUGAGGUUAAGAAAUUCAUGAAUUGGGGGAGAUUGUAACACCACCAACUUACCAACGUUCAUUGAUUUCAUUGACACCUAGGACUAAUUACAUCAUUGCAUCAAAUUUGGUAUACACUUAAAAUGAGGAUUAGGAUUAAUUUUUGUAAAGUUCAAGUGAGCUCAAUUACAGUUCAUUUGUUA
This is a messenger RNA of Arachis stenosperma, 1733 nucleotides long. Its product is annotated as probable ADP,ATP carrier protein At5g56450. Gene Ontology annotation, molecular function: ATP:ADP antiporter activity. Gene Ontology annotation, biological process: mitochondrial ADP transmembrane transport; mitochondrial ATP transmembrane transport. Bases 603 to 1589 code for a protein of 328 amino acids. The record is from RefSeq and is a predicted model, not a curated record. Lineage: Eukaryota; Viridiplantae; Streptophyta; Magnoliopsida; Fabales; Fabaceae. The transcript is spliced from 2 exons. Gene Ontology annotation, cellular component: mitochondrial inner membrane.